AUGGACAAUAAACGGAGUUUACUUCAAAAUCUUGGGGAAUUAGAAGUUUAUUUAUUACUACAAAAUGCUAAAUUGUUACAAUAUUUUGAUGCAUUCAUAAAUCAUGGUGGUGAUGAUAUACAACAAUUAAUUGAUUCAUUAAAAGAUUCUAAUGAAUUUGAUCAACUUAUUAAAAUUGUUGGAAUGGAUAAUAAACCAUUACAUGUUCAAAGAUUAAAAAAAGCACUUAUUCAAUAUUCUCUACAAAAUAAUACACCAUUGAAUCAUCAAUAUAUAACUAAAGAAUUUCAAUCAAACAGUAAUAAUAAUAAUAAUAAUAAUAAUAAUAAUAAUAAUAUAUAUACUACACAAGAAGGAUCAAGUUUGAAUAUUACUGAUAAUAAUAAUAGUAGUAGUAUGUUUACAAACUCUAAUUGGUGUUCAUUUCUACCUUCCAUUUAUUCCGGAUUAAAUCUAAUUCCAAAUCAAUCAUCAUUAAUGAAUUCAUUGCCUUCAACACAAUGUAUUCUAUCAAAUUAUUCACAACAGCUAAAUCCUUUAUUUAAUCAAUGGGCAAUAUUGAAUAAUCCACAAAAUUAUUCAAUGUUGCAAUCAUUAGCUAUGGGUAUUUCUGAUCAGCAACAUUUAAUGACACCAGCAAAAUGUAUGAAUAGAAGUGAGAAUAGUUUUGAAUUAUCUAAUUAUACUCAUUCACUGGAACAAUCGAUUACAUCAAAGAACUCUCAACAACAAGAAGAAAACAUUCAAGAUAUUAAUGAGACAAGUCAAUCAAAAACACAAAAUAAUUUAUUGAAUAGUCCUACUUUAUCAAGAAAUAAUUCACCAUAUUCAUUACAAUUAUCACAACCUCCAAUUUUACAUCCAUCACCUUUGAUAUCAAGUAAUGAGGAAAUCAAUUUAACAGAAACAAUAACAAAUUCACAAAUUCAUAGACCAAAACUUAUUAUAAACGAAAAUUUCACUGAAGAUCCAUUGAAAGUACGUCCAAGUGCAACUUUAAUGAAAUCAGAUUAUUUAAAAUUGGAAAUUGCUAUCACUGCAUUAUUACCAUAUUUACCAAAAUUUCAAAUUAGAAAAUCGAACAAUUCACGAAAUACAAAUGAACAAGAAAUACAAGAGAUUUUAAAACUACCAGAAAACGAUAAAAAUCGUCUAAAUGGAUUAAGAAAACAUUCAUUAAUAUUUGGACGAACAGAUUCAGUUAAACGUUUAACUAGACCAUUAAGACAUUUUGAAAUAACAAUUAAUGAAAUAACAUUUCGUUUGGUACAACAAAUUCCUGAAUUGAUUACACAACGAGAACAUUUAUUUCAUAUUGCACGUCAAAUAGUUAAUACUAUGAAUUAUGGUUUAAGUGUAAAUCAAACUGGUCAGGUUACUUGGAAAAUGUUAAAGGAAGAAAUAUCGAAAAAAUCCAUAAGUGAUUACAAAUUGUCAAACUCAGAUGAUGAGUGUAUAUUUGAAGCAAAUGAAGCAGAUUAUUCAAAUGAGACAUUAAUCCAAAUACUUCUUCAACUGAAAUUAGAAAUGCAAGAUAUUGUAAAUAGAGAAGUUAUAUUACGUAAUAAAGUUCGUUGUUCCAAUAAAGAUUUACCAUCAACAAGACAAACAAGUAAUGUACGUGGUGAUUUAGAUAAACUUGUAAAUCAAUUACAUAAAUGUAUCACUAGAACAGUUAAAUAUAUUAUACUACUUAAAAGUGCUGAAAACCGAGAAUCAGAAAGCAAUGAGCCACAUAUACACUGCUCAUCACCUGCUAAGAACAAUAUUGAUAGAAAUAAUAUGAUAUCUGAAAAAUAA
This is a messenger RNA of Schistosoma rodhaini, 1800 nucleotides long. The record is from the annotation of a GenBank genome assembly. NCBI's taxonomy places the organism in Eukaryota, Metazoa, Platyhelminthes, Trematoda, Strigeidida, Schistosomatidae.